Fulvia fulva is the source of this 807-nucleotide messenger RNA. RefSeq lists its product as uncharacterized. The record is from RefSeq and is a predicted model, not a curated record. The coding region runs from base 1 to 807 and encodes 268 amino acids. The transcript has 2 exons. Lineage: Eukaryota; Fungi; Ascomycota; Dothideomycetes; Mycosphaerellales; Mycosphaerellaceae. Gene Ontology annotation, cellular component: elongator holoenzyme complex. Gene Ontology annotation, biological process: tRNA wobble uridine modification.
AUGGCAACCCGAACACCUCCCUCAGCCCUCGAACCAUACCUGCAACUCCCUCCAGAGACAAGCCUCAUUCUCCUCACGGGAACACUAGGAUGUAACGCCAACUGGUUGACCUCCCGAAUGAUCAGCAGCACCCUCUCGCCCCCAAACAACGACGAAUCAACCGAGAAACCCAUCUCCGUCCUCCUCAUCAGCUGGCUCCGAGACCUCCCCUUCUGGAAAAACGAACUCAGACGAACCACAGGCCUCGACAUCUCCAAGCUCCCCAAAGGUCACUUCACAUUCCUCGACCUCUUUACCACCCCCCCACCAGAACCCCACCUCACCAACCUCAUCCUCUCCACAAUCACCACCCUCAAGACCACCUUCCCCGCCAGCAAAAUCCUCCUAGUCCUCGACGGCCCGGACAUACUCCUCGCGACCGGCACCCUCACCUCUCAAAAUCUCAACACUCUCCUCCUCCAGCUACGGUCGCAAGUCCACGCCACCAUUCUCUCCUGCUCCGCGGAUUUGCCACUCUUGGCCGCCGCCACUGGGUCUACAGAAUCUCGGCCGACGCCGAUAGAAGUAGAGAGCGCAGCAGUUUUGACGACGCAAGCGCACAAUGCUAGAACGGUGAUGAGUGUACGUGAGCUGGAGACGGGGGCGGCGAAGGAUGUUAGUGGGGUGUUGAGGGUGACGAAGGGUGGAGAUGCUGAGGGGUAUGAUGGUGAGAGUGAGGGCGGGGAUGGGGUGAAGGAGGCUGAACUGUUGUAUCUGGUACAGCGCGACGGGAAUGUGAAAGUCUUCAGUCGGGGGAGUGAUCAAUGA